This is a messenger RNA of Drosophila erecta, 1906 nucleotides long. Its product is annotated as TLD domain-containing protein 1. Bases 163 to 1506 code for a protein of 447 amino acids. Lineage: Eukaryota; Metazoa; Arthropoda; Insecta; Diptera; Drosophilidae. The record is from RefSeq and is a predicted model, not a curated record. The transcript has 7 exons.
AUCGAUGGCCUCGCAGGAAAUCGAAUUCAGUUCCAUCACCAGCUUGUGUUGUUUGUUUUUUAUUUUCAAUUAAAAUCCGCGAUCAUACGCAGCAGCAGCAGCAGCUGCAUUGUUUGUUUACCAGCCGUCGUAACACCAGCCAACUGAAUUUCGUCCGCGGAGAUGGGAAACGCGAGUGGCAAGCGGGAGACGGAUAGUCUCUACAACUCGGAGGAGCUCCGCAUGCUGGAGUCCGCCUACAAAAACGCCUCUGGCGGAGCACUCGAGAAGUUGACGCAAGACAGAUUGGUGGAAACUUGGUCGCAAACCAUCGAAAGAUCCCUGGCCGAGAGUACGGCUCAGUAUCUGUUUAUGCCCACGAAGCCAGGUCAGCAAUGCGUCAACCUUCAGCUGAAGAGAUUCGGGGAGCCCUACUACAUCAUGGAACGCGGAACUAUUGACCAGAAAAUGCAAAUGCUAUUGGGCUCGAUGGAGAGAACUGGAAAUGACACCUUCAACAGCAAGCAAUUGGAGCAGUAUAUCUACUCGGUGAUCAAGAGCUACGUGCACUUGGAGAGCACAGCGAAAAACUCCGGCAUCAAGGAGUGGCAUGAUCAGGGCUUCAACACCACGGAGAGGUCCGCUGCCACCUUUGCCAAGGGAUUGAUGAGAAAUCUGGGCAAGGAGCUGGAGCACACUAUGCCGAAUGAAGCCCUGGAACGCUGGUUGCACGUCACUCCGCAGUUUCUGCAGAUUUGGCGCGAGGUCUUCAGCCAGCUGUAUUGUCGCCAUGGUGGCAGCAAACGCAACAUAAUCAAGGAAAUGGAAAUUCCAAUUCUGCCAGCAUUGUGUGAUGCUCCGCAAAAUAGUCAUUAUCGCCCAAUCAUCGAACUACCUCACGUGUUGUACAUCAAUGCCCAGUUGCCCCGCGAGCAUCGGCACAAAUGGCGCUUUCUUUUCUCAUCGAAAAUCAACGGAGAAAGCUUCUCGACGAUGCUGGGAAAAGUCCUGGACAAGGGACCCACGUUAUUCUUCAUUGAGGACGAGGAUCAAUACAUAUUUGGCGGCUACGCGUCCGAAUCGUGGUCGGUGAAACCCCAAUUUGGCGGCGAUGACAGCUCAUUGCUCUACACCUUAAGCCCUGCCAUGCGGUGCUUUUCGGCCACAUCUUAUAACAAUCACUAUCAGUAUUUGAAUUUGAAUCAGCAGACUAUGCCGAAUGGCCUGGGCAUGGGCGGUCAGUUUGAUUUCUGGGGCCUUUGGAUUGACUGCAGUUUCGGCGAUGGACAGAGCGUUGAAAGUUGCACUACAUAUCGAGAUUAUGUGCAGUUGAGUAAACGAAAGCAAUUCAAAAUCCGAAACAUGGAAGUUUGGGCCGUGGGAGAUUUACCCGUAAAAGAAGAAGAAGAAGGCGAGGGUCAAAAACGCUCGGUGCUGGAUGGAAAUUUGGAAGAUCGCGCAAUGUUGGAAAUCGCGGGCAAGAAAAUGCAUUCGGAUGGCUUGCGUGAGCCCGGCAUGGAUGAUUGAUAUUAUAUGAAACUAUUUGAGGAGAAGGCUUGGUUUUAUCCUCGAGAAUUUGUGAGACCAUGCCCAUUUUGGGUGUGCAGUUAAUAAUUCAAUUCAGUUUCCUUAGCUUUUUGCAAUCCCUAUCGAACACACAGAAAAAGUCCUGCGAACAAAAGAGUAUUUGUUCAAUCCAUUCCUAUAAACGUUUUUGUUUAGCUAUUAAUGUUUAUAUAUACAAUGUAUAAUGGAUAUAGUUUAUGUAAUACUGAGAGUAUUGUUGUUGCGUUUUAGAUCUUAAAGUGUGAACAUGAAAUCAUUUAAGUGAUGUAACAAAGAAGCAAACAUAAUAAGCAAUGUUAAUUCGUCGAAUUUUUCCCAUUUUUAUCCUACGUCAAUAAAAUGCAAAAUAAUUGCUGAAUUU